UUCGAGUUUACUGCCAAAACGUGGGAGAAAUAAAUAGAACGACCAGUACGCAUGUUGGAUCGAAGAGAAACGGAACGGUACAGAGAGGAUUUUACGAAACAAAAUGAAUCUUCGAUCAUCGAACAGAAUUGUUGGAGGUGCAUUUAUAAAUAUCACGUCAAUUCCAUUCAUGAUCUCGAUGAUGUUGAAAGGUCAACACAUGUGUGGUGGUGGUAUUCUCGACGAGUAUUCGGUUGUAACAGCUGGACAUUGUGCCCAAGAUGUCGUCAAUCGUAUACGUGAUGUUCAAGUUCGUAGCGGAUCUUCUUACGAAGACGAAGGUGGUGUCAUUCAUAAUGUAACAAAAAUAAUUAUUCAUGAAAGUUUUAAUCCUGAUACAAACGAUUACGACAUCGCGGUGUUAAAAGUGAAUCCACCAUUCAAGUAUGAUAAUAAUACACAAUCAUUAACUAUAGCGAAGAAUGAAUCGACUUACACUGAUUUUGGCUUGGUAGCUGGUUGGGGAUACUUUUUGAAUUUCGAUCCGGUUCUCUCCAGACAAUUACAAUUCGUUAUAUUGCCAAAAGUACAAAAAAACGAAUGUAAAAAUGAUUAUACAAAUGAACAAAAAAUAUCUGAUACACAAGUAUGUUAUGGAUUUCGUAAUGGAGGAAAGGAUGCUUGUAAAGGUGAUUCUGGUGGACCAAUGGUCAAUAUGGAUCAUGUUUUAAUUGGUUUAACAUCAUGGGGUGAUGGAUGUGCAAGACCAGGUAAGCCUGGUGUUUAUACUGAUGCUAUUCUACUUCGUGAUUGGAUAAAAAAACAAAUUGAAAAGGAUUAAUAUGAAACUUGAUGAAAAAUGACAGAAAAUAUCAUUAUCUAUAUCGAUGAUCUUAAAGAAUAUAUUUAUUGAUACAGAUA
This is a messenger RNA of Vespa mandarinia (Asian giant hornet), 900 nucleotides long. RefSeq names its product trypsin 5G1. Lineage: Eukaryota; Metazoa; Arthropoda; Insecta; Hymenoptera; Vespidae. Gene Ontology annotation, molecular function: serine-type endopeptidase activity. The record is from RefSeq and is a predicted model, not a curated record. Gene Ontology annotation, biological process: proteolysis.